Messenger RNA from Chlorella variabilis, 246 nucleotides. RefSeq lists its product as hypothetical. NCBI's taxonomy places the organism in Eukaryota, Viridiplantae, Chlorophyta, Trebouxiophyceae, Chlorellales, Chlorellaceae. The record is from RefSeq and is a predicted model, not a curated record. The transcript has 2 exons. The annotation marks the transcript as partial. Gene Ontology annotation, molecular function: protein kinase activity; ATP binding. Gene Ontology annotation, cellular component: chromosome passenger complex; spindle microtubule; spindle pole centrosome. Gene Ontology annotation, biological process: protein phosphorylation; mitotic spindle organization; regulation of cytokinesis.
CCCACCAUCGUGGAGUACUAUGGCGCCUUCCACGAUGACGCCCACCUGUACAUCGUGAUGGAGCACUGCGGCGGGGGCGACCUGCUGGAGAAGCUGCUGCGCGACAAGAAGGCGAUGAACGAGCGGAAGGUGGCGGUGGAGGUGGCCUACCCCUGCCUGGCAAUCCUCAAGAAGAUGCACGAGAUGCGCAUCAUCCACAGGGACAUCAAGCUGGAGAACAUCUUCAUCGACGACCAAGGCAGGGUG